AUGGCUGAUUUAGAAAAUCAAGAGCGUCAUUCUUUCAAAGUCUUCCGUCAGGAUUUCAUCAUUGACAAGCGCUUUCAAAUCAUCAAGGAACUUGGGCAAGGUGCAUAUGGGUUAGUGGUUUCUGCGAAAUACACUGAACUUCCCAAUGGAGGAUCCGUGGCCAUCAAGAAGAUUACCAAUAUUUUCAGCAAAAAAGUGUUGUGCAAGCGUGCCAUUCGUGAGAUCAAACUCCUCAAGCAUUUCAGAGGUCAUAAGAAUAUCACCUCUCUUUUUGAUUUAGACAUUGUCGACCCAGUGAACUUCAGCGAGGUUUACCUUUAUGAAGAACUUAUGGAAUGUGAUUUGCACCAAAUUAUUAAGUCGGGUCAACCAUUGACUGAUGCUCAUUAUCAAAGUUUCGUGUACCAGAUCUUGUGUGGGCUUAAGUAUAUCCAUUCUGCCGAUGUUUUGCAUCGUGAUUUAAAACCGGGAAAUUUGUUGGUGAAUGCUGACUGUGAGCUUAAGAUUUGUGAUUUCGGGUUAGCUCGAGGUUUUUCCAACGAUGCCGAAAAAAACGCUGGGUAUCUUACAGAAUAUGUGGCCACUAGAUGGUACCGUGCCCCAGAAAUCAUGUUGAGUUUCCAGAGCUACUCCAAGGCCAUUGAUAUUUGGUCAGUUGGAUGUAUUUUGGCAGAAUUGCUUGGAGGCAAACCGAUUUUCAAAGGUAAAGAUUACGUCGAUCAAUUGAAUCAGAUCUUGAAGAUAAUUGGUACUCCAAAUGAGGAAACUCUUGUGAGAAUUGGUUCACAAAGAGCCCAGGCAUACGUUAGAUCUUUGCCAUUUAUGCCAACGGUUCCUUUCAGAAGUCUAUAUCCUGAAGCCAGCCUCGAAUCUCUUGAUAUUCUUGAUAAAAUGCUUGCGUUAGAUCCAAGUGCCCGUAUUGAUGUUGAUGAAGCUCUUCAACAUCCAUAUCUCCAUGUUUGGCAUGAUGCGGCGGAGGAGUAUGGGUGUACUGAGAAAUUUGACUUCUCAUUCGAGACAUUGGAAGAUUUCGAAGGUAUGAAACAAUUAUUGUUGGAUGAAGUACGUAAUUUCAGAGAAUUUGUACGUCGCCCACAACCUCCGCAAAUUGAUCAAGAAAUGUUAGAUCAACAAGAACAGCAGAGACUUCUUGAGCAGCAUCAUUUUGAACAACAGCAUUUUGAACAACAACAACAACAACAACAACAACAACAACAACAACAGCAACAACAACAACAACACCAGCACCAGCAGCACCAGCAGCACCAGCAGCAACAACAGCAACAAUAUGAGGCAGCAGGAAUGAAUAAUAACCAUGAUGUCAGAUCACAAAUGAUGUCACCAACAGAAUAUGUAGGGAACCAACAACAACUAAACCAGUUCUACGAUGAUCCACCAAAGCCUCAAGAAAACAUAUUUUAUCAGGAUGCUAAUGGAAUUACAGAUGUUGGGAUGAACGAGAGUAAGGGAGAUUUAUUGACAGGUUUAGAACAGGAAUUGGAGUUUGGAUUGGACGGUCAAGGAUUUUAUAGAUAA
Saccharomycopsis crataegensis is the source of this 1536-nucleotide messenger RNA. It is a transcript of the gene SLT2, whose product is annotated as mitogen-activated serine/threonine-protein kinase SLT2. Gene Ontology annotation, cellular component: nucleus; cytoplasm. The record is from RefSeq and is a predicted model, not a curated record. The coding region runs from base 1 to 1536 and encodes 511 amino acids. Gene Ontology annotation, molecular function: MAP kinase activity; ATP binding. NCBI's taxonomy places the organism in Eukaryota, Fungi, Ascomycota, Saccharomycetes, Ascoideales, Saccharomycopsidaceae. The transcript has a single exon. Gene Ontology annotation, biological process: intracellular signal transduction; protein phosphorylation.